AUGGCUACAGGAAAUCCGGGUAAGAAUGUUUCCAAAACACUUUCAAGCCACAGCAAGCCCUCUCCCACUUUUCCCUCCACAAAUAAUUGCUGCCACGUUUGCUGAAGCAAAGAAUCCUCAAGCUCAAUCAAGCCUGAGCUAAGCAUCCCUUUACAUUCCUGCAGAACCUGCAAUCUUACAGUUCACAGAGCCUGCUAUGGGCUGACUUCCUCAAACGAAACCUUCUAUUGUGAUCGCUGCAUGGAAGUAGGGCCCACUAUCACCUUAUCCUGCAGAGUUUGCCACCAAACCAAUGGAGCUUUAAAAAAAUGCGGCAGAUUUUGGGUGCAUGUGACGUGUGCAUUGUUUACAGACUGCUUCAGAAUUGCUGAUUGGCAGAGAAUGCGUAUAGUUGAGCAAAAUAGCGAAAUUCCAGAAACUUAUUGUGAGGAAUGCAAAGAAUUGAGCAUUGGCACUAUUAAAUGUACAGAAUGCGACAAAAGAGCUCACCUAAUCUGCAUGCUGCAGAGGAAUAAAUGGAAUCCAAAAAUAUUGCUGAGAGGGGCAGGAGAAAUUUUAUGUGAAGAACACAAAAUUGGCCAAGAAAUACACUGCUUUUGUGGGAAAAGAUACCUAGAAGGCACUAAAUAUAUGAUACGCUGCGAUAUAUGUUGCACAUUAUACCAUGGAGAUUGUGUAGGGAUCCCUGAAACAUUAGGAAAAACUAUUGAGGACUAUAUCUGUAAAUUUUGUGACCAAUGAUCCAAGGUUAAGAAAAAGCUGGUAAAGGAAAUCGUCACGGGGACAAAAGUUACUAUAAAAAUGCCUAAUUGCCUUGUGAAUUUAAAUUUGGGAGAUUGAUUGCUUAUUGCUAAUUUAGCCUAUAAGAGAGCUCUAGAAUUUUCUGAAGGAAAAUUAAGCAAUGAAAAUUUCGAUGAAAUUAUAGAAAUGACAAAGAAUCUUCCUUUUUAUAUACAGGAAAUCGCUGAUCUUAAAGAAAAAUCGAAUAAAAUUAGAUUUUUAACUUCAAAAUUAAAGGAUUUUAAUUUUGGAAUUGAAAGAGAGCUAACAGAUGAGGAAGCGAUUCAAGUCAAAGGAAUUAUUGAUGAAUCUAAAUCAAUAGGACUAAACAUUCCGGAUUUCAAUAACUUGGCAGUGAAAUUGCGCAAAUAUGAGAAUUUAAAAAAAAUUAAAACCAUGGUGCAAAGCUCGCAUGAGUUUACUCUGAGUUCUGCUAAAGCUCUAUAUGAUGAAAUGCUUAAUAUUAUGCCAAAUCAUAAUUUAGUCCAUCAAUUACACUUAUUAAUUGAAGAAUGUAAUGAUUGAUUUAACACAAUAAGAGAGUCAUUAGCAAAAAGCCAAACAAGUUCCUUACUCGCCUAGAGUAAUACCAUUGGAAAAUACUACUUUCUAGGAAAAUUAGCCCCUUUAGGCGCGUGUAAAAUAUUUUUAUAAAAUUAAUGAUCUAUUCUUGACGCCUUCAAUUUUUAAUAAUAAAUUUUAAAAAUCAAAUUAUAAUUUUCUUUUACAAAUUCAAUACAAAAUGCUUUUAAAAAAUGCACUGUUUAAAAAGUACGCGAAAUUUUAUCGCUCAUAAAGAGGAGGAGCUAGAAGAUAAAUUGACAGUUUUAGACGUAAAUUGCUGUUUAGAUAAAGCAAAACAAUUGCCAUUCCAGCUUCCAGCUGAAAUAAAAAUAAUCAAAGAAGAAUUAUCAGCAGCAGAAGCCUGAGAUAAAAAGUUUUCUCACUUGGAAAUGCCUUACAAUGCUCAAGAACUUCAGCGACUAAUAGAAGAUAUGUCGCUACUGACUAUUCAAACUCCUUAUAUGCUUAAAGCUAAAGAAGUUUGGACUCUUUUUUCUGACUGGAAUUCCAAAACAGAGAGCUAUACCAAUGGGAGCGAAAAUAAAGCACCCCCAUCAUAUGAGGAAAUUAAGCAACACAUAAGAUAUGGAGAAACCCAGAUUGAUUCAAAAAUCAACGUAAAAGAAAUCACAACUCAGCUGCUAAUUAAAGUAAAUGAAGCUUGCAUAUGGCAGACUAAUGCACAGGCGGCUAUUGUGACAAAAGUUACACCUCAAAGACUUAAUCAUCUACUCAGGGAAGGGAAAUCAAUUAUUUGCCAUUUCCCAGAGUAUGAUGUACUAGAGAAAAGGGCAGGAAUUAACAAAAAAAUAAGCGAAAUUUUGCAUAAGAAGCAUAAAGAAGAAGAUCUAGUCAUACUUCUGCAAGAUGCAGAAAAAUACGGAGCUGAUGACGAGUUUAUUGUAGCUGUACAAAAUAAAUUGCAGUGCGCACAAGAAUUAAAAGCAAAAGUCAAGGAAACACUUGAAGGGAGCUUUACCGAUCCAAACUCUGAAUACUCCAAAGUCCUUGAUGAAAUAAAAAAUGCAAGGACAGAUUUGCUAGAAGAAAAACAAAUGCUAGAAGAUAAAAUCAAAUCACUCAAAUGGAUGGAGCAAACCAGAGAAGCCUUGAAUGAACUAGAAAGCCAAGACUCUUCAAACAAAAGAAAAAAGACAAGUGAAAUCGAAGUCCUUAGGAAUAUAGUAAACAGAGGUAUAAAAAUUGGCUGCAUAGAUCCACAAGCUGAAAAGAUGCUUGAAGAUUUAGCCUUCAGACUGUGGGAAUUGGAGUUUCAAAGAUUCGAAAUGUGCGAUGAAAUUACAGUUGAGCAGCUCCAAGACUUAUCACAAAAAGCUAAACUCCUAAAAAAUUACCACCCUCAAUCAUUAGCUAUAUUCAAUGGAAUUAUGGAAGAAGUUGAAGAAGCGCUGAAAUAUUUCGAUAGUCUAUCAGAACAAGACGUCAGUGCAAUAAUUUCAGAAAGCAUGACUGAGUUGCAGAGAAAUAUCAAUUUAUAUAAAGAUAGACUUGAAAAACAUGGCAUUAUUAUACCUGAAAAGUACAAUAAACUUCUUUUAUGAGAUAAAUGAAUAGAUUGGUGCUUGAGUACUGAUAAAAUUUUUAAAGGUAACUCAAAGCCUUCAAUUGACAGAUUGUAUGAAGCUAAUCAAGAAGCAAUUUCAAUGGGAAUCCCUAAUGACGUCCCAGCAUUGAAAAUGCUUACAGAAGAGAUUUUUGCCUAUGAGCAAUGGCUUUAUAAAUACACAUUUUAUUUUUCAGCUAGAAAACUUUUUAGCAGCCAAAGCUUGAACAUUCAGCAUUAUUUAAAAAAUCUAAGAGACAAACCAAAGCCAAAUUCUCAGCAGUUAAAAGAGCUUCUUCAGCUUGCCAAAAAUUUAAGAACCUGCUGUAAAGAAGAAGUUUCCAUAAUGGAAUCAGAUUUAACCAAACUUGAAAAAUGAUUGGGUGAGGAGCGCCACUUUUUUGAAAAGCACCCUUAUGAAAAUUUAUUAGCAGCCUGUAAGAAAAAAUACGAUGAAUUCAGAAAAACAGCAGCAUUUGAAGAGUUUUAUAAAAUAGUUAAAGAGUAUUGUUUUGAAGUCUAUAUAGAAACUGACGACUAUGGAAAAAAGUUGUGCAGCUAUGAGUGAAACUUUUCAGGGCAAAGAAUUCUCCAGCAGAAAGGAAAAAUCCCUCAGGAAGAAUGAGACGACUUAUUUGCUUCGAUAGAAUAUUUAAAUAAAGAGUAUUUAGACGCAUUUACACUUGACAGGCUAAGAAGGCAGCAGUCGCUGAGAAUCCAAAUUGAAGAAGACGUCGAAAAGAUUAAGAGCUUUGAUCCAGCUGCAGAAAUAAAACCAAUUAACCUUGAAGAACUAGAGCUGUUAUAUGAGCAGGUAGUAAAUUGCAAAAUAAGUAUUUCUCAAGAGGCUUAUGUGAAAGAUCUGAUUGAACAGUGUAAAAAUUUUGAUGAAAAGUUCAAAAGCAUGAUACAAAACAAAGUGUUCGUCCAAGAAUUUAAAGAACUGCAAAAUGAUUUGAUGAAAAUCCCUGUGUCUAUGCCAGAAAUUUCAUCUCAGCUCAAGUCCAUAAUUGAGAAGACUGCAACCCUUGCUACAAGGAUGAAAAUACUUAAAGAGUAUUCAGGCAAAAAUAAAAUUGAAAGGACAAAAGUUGAGCAGUUUUUGAAUGAUUAUAAGCAUGCUGAUGCCAGAAUAGAAGAUGCAGAAGAUAUUAUAGCUGAAUUAGAUUAUGGAAAGCAGAUUCUAUCUGAAGCAGCCAGCAUUUUAGAUAGCCAAAAUGUCACUCUUGACCAAUUAAAUUCAAUCAGCGGGAGACUAACAAGCUUAAAAAUCCAUAUGGGGCAAGACGAAAAAGUCAUUAGAGUUAAAAUCUGGAAACUCAAAGUAAAACUUGCUCAAAUCCACAAAGUCAAUUUUUCUAUUCUAGUUGGAUGGUUUAAUGAAGGCAAACAAAUGAAAGAGCCAAGCUUAUUUGCAGAUCUUGACAAGCUAGAAAAUUUAAUAAAUAAAGGAGAAAAGUUCAAGGAAAGACUGUCCUGCUGCCGAACGCUUGAAGAAAUCAUAGAAAUUGAAAAUGAAACAGAAAAAUUGCCUUUUGAUUUAGCACAUUCUAUUAUAGAGCAUAAAACAAGAAUAAAUUUAAGUGGAGGAGGAAAAGCAGAUAAUGCAGAAGGCGAUUUAAUUCCGAGCAAAAGACCAAAUGAGGAAGUUCAAGACAUUGAAUUUGUCAGGAAAAAUAAUGUAAAAGAAAUUUUACAAAAAAUCAUGAGCGACAUUAACUUUGUGUGGGAUAAUAAGGAAGAAAAAAUGAAUCGAAUUGCAACAAAAAUUGAAGAAAUUGCAUUUAGGGCCUAUUCUCAAGAAGGGAGAUAUAAAAAGGCUAUUGAAAACAUUUUGAGAAUUAUAAGAAGGCUUCAAAAUUAUGAAGGAUUUUCCCUAAAGCUAUUAGAAGGGGAAAUAAAGCCAGACCAGCUUACUUAUAUAGAACCAAAAGAGUUGAAAGAGCCAAAAGUUAUUAAAAGAAUUUUUGAUGGGGUGCCACUUGUAACACUGACAAUCAGUAAAGAUAAACUUAAUCAGCCUGAUAGAUCUAAGCCAGUUAAAAAGCAGAAAAUAGAGCAGACGGCUUCUCCUGUACAGCAAAAUAGCCCUAUAACAAGAAUUGAGCCAAUCAUACCUACUCAAAGCGGUUCCUCGAAAGCAAAAAUCCAAAGUCUCAUAAAGGAAGCAAAAUCUCACCAGAAAAAAGAAAAAGUCCUUACCCCCCAUCCGUGAGCGAACAAAAUUUUUUUAUUUGCUCACUGAGGGGGUUAAUUUUUUUUUAAAAAAAUUUUUAGAAAUUUUAUCAAAAUUUAAAAAUCCCAAUUCGCAAAAAUUGGAAAGCAAAUAUUAAUUUAAUUUGCAAGAUUUAUGUUUUAAAAUAUAAACUGUUUAAAUUAAACAGAAUUAGCUAAAGAUUUCUCUAUACUAAUUAUCACUUAUAUAUAAAAAAACAUUUUUCAUAAAAAAUUAUUAUAUUAGAUAUACUUUGUUUGCUCACGGACCCAAAAAAUAAGGAUUUUUCCAAUGGUUUUGCUCACUUACGGAGGAGGGAAGUUAGCGUCCCACUCAAAGAAGCAAAGCCUAAAAUUUCUCCCCAAAUUCCUGAGCCUUUGCCUAUACAAAAACCCAAGCCAAGCGAAUUUUCUGUCAGCAAUUUAAUCCAUGAAGUUGAAGCUUAUAAAAAGAAAUAUGACACCCUGGAGCCUAAGCAAGAAUCUCACUAACUCCCCCCCCCCUCCGUGAGCGAACAAAACCAUUAGAAAAAUCGCCAUUUUUUGACCCAAAAACCCCCCUCCGUGAGUGAACAAAAAUUUUUUUAAUAGAAAAAAUUUUAAUGGAAAAAAAUUUUGAUAUAUAAGUGAUAAUUAGUAUAAUGAAAUCUAGAGCUAAUUCUGUUUAAUUUUAAACAAAUUGCGUUUUAAAACAUAAAUUUUGCAAAUUAAAUUAAUAUUUGCUUCCCAAUUUUUGCAAAUUAGGAUUUUUUUAAAUUUCGAAAAAAAUAUUUUUUAUAAAAUUUAUAUAUAAAUUUUUUUUAAAAAAAAAAAUUAACCCCCCUCCGUGAGCGAACAAAAUUUUUUUGUUCGCUCACGGAGGGGGGGGGGGAGUAAGGAAUUUAUUGAAAAAGCAAAAAAUUCAAAUGUUCCACCAGACUCUUCUGCUAUGGCAACAGAAAGUAUUCCUAAUGAAGAAUGGAAAGAGCAUAAUAAAUCAAAGGCUGAGCUUAAUGGCUCUACGAAGCCUAAUAGUCAUGAAAUCGUUCCUAAAAAGCGUGUCCCAGAAGAUUUUGAAGAAGAAUAUAUUACUAAAAGAUCAAAAUACGAAGAAAUUUAUCAAGAAGGAAAAUUCAGCAGUGAUGAAGAGCUUGUAGGAGAGCCUCAGCCAGCCGAUCCAAAUUUAUCACGACCUCUAUAUGAUGAAGAUGUAUAUGGGACUAAUCAGCAAGAAGAGUAUAACGUCUUUGAUUUUGCUCAAAAAGUUGAUUAUAGUGCAAAGCGGAAAAUAAAGAAAAAAAACAAGCUUUUUGAUCCUUAUUCUUCAAACGCAGUUAAAAAUAAAGCUCCCGCAGGCAGCUUGCUAAAGGUGUGGACUGGAAAGUUAGAGUACGGGAAGCAUUUUAUUAAUGUGAAUAUGAAUUCUGUUGACACUAUUGACUCUUUCCAAAAAAUGCCUCAGUUUGGCAAUAAAAUUUCAAUUCAGGGCAGGACCAAACAAGAUGAGCUUGAAAUUUAUGUAUCUCAAAACUCGUCAGGGCCAGUCACAAAAGCUAUAACUACAGCCUGGAUUGAGCCAGCUGAAGGCUCUGAAAAAGAAUUUGGAGAAUUAGUGAGGGAUUUAACAGAUAAAGGACGUGCAGCUGUAAUAAGAAUUGACAGCUCUUUAACGAUGUAUCUAUCAUCAUUGAAUGAGUCCUUCAAAGCAUUUCUUGCUUCAAUCCAUAUAAAUAUCAACCAAAAAUUGAGCCCAGCUGUAGUUCCCUUUGUGUCCACAAAAGAAAAAAUUGGCUGCAUUUUAUUUUUCAAAAAAUCAGCUGCAAGCAGUGGAGCUCUUAUGCUGAACCCUGAAGUAAUUGCUCAAACUGACCCAAAUUCUGUUCCUGAGGUCGAUGACUUGCCUGAAAAAGAGCAAGAAAUGUCGCCAAUAACUUCAGAAGAAGAAAAUCAAGAUCUGCAAGUUAGCGAAAAUAUUCCAAAAGCCCUCCAAGAUGCAAUUUCUGCAAUAUCAGCUGGGUCAGGUAGCAAUCCACAGAUUUUGAAUAAUUUGCAAGAUGCGAUUUCUAACAUAAGGGAAAACGGAUCAGAAAUUACUGAAUUAAUUUCCAUCAUCAGGCAACAAGUUGAGCAAGAGUCAAAAAAGCAGCAAACACCUGGAGUCCAAAAUGUCAACCAAUUUUUAAGCCAGCAAUAUGUUCCGAGGCCUACUUCAUAUGUGUACCCUCCGCAAAAUUAUAUGUAUGCUCAACAGCCGCCAUAUGGAAAUCAAUAUUAUCCAAGGCAAAAUCAGCCUUAUAAGCCUCCGUCCCCACAAAAAAAGCAUGAUGAUCCCCGAAGACAUAAUAGAUAUUAG
Molecule: messenger RNA, 7454 nt
Organism: Blepharisma stoltei
Lineage: Eukaryota; Ciliophora; Heterotrichea; Heterotrichida; Blepharismidae
Source: the annotation of a GenBank genome assembly